AUGUCAAGCUCUGAGAAAAGUAGCAUGGCUUUGGAUGGCAGGCAAGAUGUCACCAUUCUUGACUGUGCUAGAACUGGAGCUUGCAUUACAUCACCUCGUAGUUUGGAAGCAUGUCGUCGUAUGGGCAUUAAACCGUCUGAUUUAAUUUCCAAGACAGUUGUAGAGUUUCUGAAUCAAAAAGUCAAUCAAAAAUUUUCGCUGAUAGAGAAAGAAGCUGCAGUGCUUCGUCAUGAGCGUUUUGAACAGCAACGACAAAUUAAGGUGGAGACCGUUCGGGUAGAACGAGAGGCAAUCAUUCAUGGCUUAGGACCCGCACCCCCUUCAACAGCUUUAUUAUCGGGAUCUAUCGGUAGUCCAGUGUUAAAACGGCAAAAUGUUCCAGGCUUUCCACCUCGACGAAUCAUGUCGGCGAAACGCUGGAAAAAGAAUGGUAACUCGUUAGUAAGUAGCACAGGAGCGUUGCCUGGCUCGACGUUGUUGCAAUUAGAGGAACGACGGUUUGCCCGGAUGAAAUUACGCCAACAGCAAGACCUUCGAAAUGCUAUCGAAAUGGAGGCAAAACUUGCUCGGAUUCAGGAAGAAAAUGCUCGACGAGCUGUGGAAGAGUUAAAACGACAAGAGGAUGAUCAACGCGUGGCAAGGGCGCGUCGAACGCAAUUAGCUGCUGCAAAGCACGAGAAAAUGCUGGCAAAGAAGCGAGUGGAAGAUAAAGAAGCUCUUGAGCAGAAAGCUCGGCGGCGGGCUGAAGCGGAACGUGAAAGAAUAUUAGCCGAGGAAGCUAAAGAGAAAGCGCGGAUUCAUGUGUUAGAAAUAGCACAGCGAGAUAAGGAGCGGCAAGAAAAUGCUGAUGCAUGGCGAGCACACACUGAGAAAUUAAUGAGGCAGCAGGAAGAAGUCGUUGAAGCCAAUCGACAAGUGAUGCUGGAAAAGGAACGAAAAAUUGUUUUGAAAAUGGAAGAUGCAAACAAGAGGCGACAACAUGAAGCACGGGAACGACGAGAAAAGGCUAACGCGCGUAUUCAAAGUGUAUCAUAUCAAAAUGAAAUGGCCAUUGCGAAUAAAAAGCAGGAAAUGGCAGACAAACAAAAAGCGGCGGCAGAGCGUGCUCGAGAGAUGGAAAGGAAGAGCCAGAAUGAAUUAAAAGAUCGCGCUGCAAAGUCCAAGCAAGAAGAAAUCGUACGUCAGAAGCGACUUGAUGCAGCUAAUGGAAUACGGCAGAAUCAUGUACGCCAACUGAUGCUAAAGCGUGAACAGGUGGAAGCUCAGAUGAUCAUAUCACAGCAAGAACGAGAAAAAGAGCGUUUGCUUGCGCAGGUAGAGCAUCAGUUGCAAGUGACUCAAAAGGAGGAAAAUGUUGCGAGGAUUCAACGAAUGGAAGAGUAUGCACGUGAGCAGUUAGUUAAGCGUAUUUCUUUAGCCGAUGCCAGAUCUAAAGCAGUGAAGGAGCGAAAGGAAGCUCUGUUACAGGCGCGGCAUCAAGCUGCAACCGAGGCAAUGAUUCGUCGACAUCGUCUGGCUGAAGCUGUAGAGAAGCUACGAAGAUCAACGUCAAAGUGGGAUAAGGUCGAAGAAUAUCUGGAUUAUGAAGCGCAUAUUCCGCAGACUGUCACGCCUAUCUCCGGGCCGACAAGUAAUAACUGGGAGUGCUGA
Plasmopara halstedii is the source of this 1650-nucleotide messenger RNA. RefSeq lists its product as uncharacterized. The record is from RefSeq and is a predicted model, not a curated record. Lineage: Eukaryota; Oomycota; Peronosporomycetes; Peronosporales; Peronosporaceae. The coding region runs from base 1 to 1650 and encodes 549 amino acids. The transcript is spliced from 2 exons.